ACUCAUCAUGGCUUCGUAUGAAGAAUGGAAGAAAACGCUUCACUUUUAUUAUUUUAUUAAAUUCACGUUAAAUAUUUAUUCUAUGCUUUUCUCGUUCCUGGGCCUGUGUGUGCUGUGCAUCGGCGCUUACGCCGAGGUGGAGCGUCAGAAGAACCGCACCCUGGAGGGCGUGUUUCUGGCGCCGGCCGUGGUGCUGAUACUGCUCGGCCUGGUCAUGUUCACCGUGUCCGUGGUGGGCAUGGUGGGCUCCCUGCGCGACAACAAGACCCUCCUGCACAUGUUCCUGUGCGUGCUGUCCGUCCUGCUGGCGCUCCAGGCCGUCGCCCUCAUCGUCGCCCUGCUGUUCGAGAAGACGACUUCCGAACUGUUCCAGAAGAACAUCCGCGAGGGUAUAAAGCACUACUACGAUGAUCUGGACUUCAAAAACAUCCUGGACUACGUGCAGCAGAAGUUCUCCUGCUGCGGCGGUGACGAGUACAGGGACUGGGAGGUGAACCAGUACCACUUCUGCAACGGCACCGGGCCCCUGGCCUGCGGGGUUCCUCAUACCUGCUGCGUCUGGAAAAAAGAGGCUGGAGAAGUGGUGAACACACUCUGUGGCUACAAGACUCUCACACAGGAGCGGGUGGACCUGGCUGACGUCAUUCAUGUACGCGGGUGCAUUCACGCCGUCAAUCUGUGGAUGGGCGACAACAUCGGGGCCACCAUCGGGAUCUGCUGCGCUCUGGGGCUCCCACAGUUGCUGGGCAUCCUGCUGAGCUGCGUCUUCUGGAACCUCCUGGUGGAAAUGAGCGAGUCCAUGGACAUGGUCGACUUCAAGAUGCUCAAACACGCCGGUUUUAAGUACACCGAGCUGGACCUGGCCGGCGCCGGCUGGUGCAUGUGUUUGCCCCGCGACGGCGGCUAUCUGCCCAUACCCGCCUCGGAACCAGAGCCGGAAGAAGCCACACACACAAGUCCCGAGCCGGAUUGGAUUUCAGAUCUCGAGCCGGACCAGACACGGGCCGAAAUAAUCCUCGGUCAACCGGAGCCCGGCCGGGGCGGGACGGACGAAGUGGACAACCUGGUGUAGAGUUCAGAAAGGGAAUUCUAUUUCAAUUUCAUUUCAUUUUAUUUAUUAGUUUUGGUUUAAUUAUCGACGUAAUUUGCACUACGUAGCGGUUUUAGUGUCAGCAAAGAGGAAACUUUAAAAAUGAAUCACAUUUACACUAAGCUGUCGAACACUGGACGUUUAUUUAUUUUAUAAUUAGUAGCAUUUUUUAAAAUAAUUUGUACGUUCUUUGGAAUUCUAUGGAUUUUUUUUAUGGAUUUGGGGUUUAGCUAGUUGUACCUGUCGUUAUUUUUAAUUGUUAAUUAUUUUACUCAGUGGGUCGAGUUGGAUUCGCCCUUGUUUUAUAUGAAUGGUUAUUGUUUUUUAUUAUUUUUAUAUGAUUCUUUUUUAUUUUAAUCAUUUUUUAAUGAGAAUUUUCUAGGUAAAAGCAUUCGAAUGCCCCACCACCGCCAAGAGUUUGAGCUUUCUAGUUUCUAGCCUGGCCGGGAGCUGAUGGAGGGAAGGUCUGACAGGGUUUCUUCUCAUCAACGCAGCAACAGCGACUCCUACUGAAAAAGGACCACACGUAGGACAGCAUGACUAUGACAAUCCACUGCUCCACCGGCGAGCUCUGCGGAAUCGGACAUGACUCAAAACUCUUUACCAUUCCGGCGGAGUGAUAAUAAAUGUGUAUUUAUGCAUACUCAGUAGAGAAGCUUGGUACUGUUCAGUCACCUGUAAUAUUUAAUUCUAUGCCAUUUUUAUGCUUCCUCUGUACUGGUGCUGACCCCGCCCUAAUUGAGGAGCGCGAACUGACACACGCCCCCUCCGACGCGUGCUCAGUACCGACUGCAUCUUUUCACCUGCACGAGGUGAGUUGAUAUGCAGAUCAGCCUUGUGUAUGGAGAGUCACACCCUGAUCGCAUUAUUCCUCGACUCAUGUAGCCGGCCAGCCCAGCCGGAUGGCAGAGCCGAGGCUCUGGUGUGGUAGCGUAUUUUAUCUCUGCGCCACCUGAGCAGCCAAAGUUCACACUUUUUAAACGGUUAGUUUAAUAAUGUCCCAAGUUAUUUUGGGUAGCUGUACCAACCAGGUAGCUCUGUCAAAGUCUGGACUGUGGGUGUGGGGGGUGUAUCAGCGUUUAAUUAAAAAGUACACUGGUGUGGCCUUAAUAUCUGAGUGACAUAAUUAUGACAUCAAAACUCUUUUCUUUAAUCGUGGGAAUCAUAGGACCUGGGUUUGAUUCCCUGGAGUCCUUUCUGUGUGGAGGUUGCAUGUUCUCCCCGUGUCCACAUGGGUUUCCUCCUGGUGCUCCGGUUUUCUUCCAACAAGUCCAAAGACGUGCAGAUCAGAGCUACUGAAAAUUCUGUGUGUGUGCCCUGUGACGGACCGGCGACCCGUCCGGGGCGUUUCCUGCCUUUCGCCUAAUCAGUCAGUCCAAAACAGACGAUGAAUAAAUGAACGACAUGUCGGAUAUGCCAAGGUCGAGGUCUGUACAGUGAUUGGACGCUGCUGUCGAUUAAUGUUUACAAUCAUGAGGGUAGAAAUUGACUCGCUGCCUUAGUCACCCCGAACACGUUUGUCCGAAAUACCUCAGGCUUUUUAAAUGCUGUUUUUUUAAUCUGAUCAGAAAGAAAAUUGUACUUGAAACGUAACUGGUGAUGCACAGUUCGAUCGUUCCGUUGUUUGUGUUUCGUUGAUUGUUACGCUGUGAUUUUGAGUGCAUGUUUGUUUAUGUAAAUAAGACUUGGUCUGUAACAGCCUUCGUUUUUACUACACUGUAUCCUCACACGAGGCGCCGAAUAAAAUUUAAAUUGUGA
Trichomycterus rosablanca is the source of this 2848-nucleotide messenger RNA. RefSeq lists its product as uncharacterized. The coding region runs from base 8 to 1072 and encodes 354 amino acids. NCBI's taxonomy places the organism in Eukaryota, Metazoa, Chordata, Actinopteri, Siluriformes, Trichomycteridae. The record is from RefSeq and is a predicted model, not a curated record. Gene Ontology annotation, cellular component: plasma membrane. The transcript has 8 exons.